Oncorhynchus masou masou (cherry salmon) is the source of this 1426-nucleotide messenger RNA. Its product is annotated as large ribosomal subunit protein mL44-like. Gene Ontology annotation, molecular function: ribonuclease III activity; double-stranded RNA binding. NCBI's taxonomy places the organism in Eukaryota, Metazoa, Chordata, Actinopteri, Salmoniformes, Salmonidae. The coding region runs from base 41 to 1039 and encodes 332 amino acids. The transcript has 4 exons. The record is from RefSeq and is a predicted model, not a curated record. Gene Ontology annotation, biological process: RNA processing.
CCGGAAGGUUUUCAUAGUCACACACCAUCAGAAAACUGUCAUGGCGUCUGGAUACAUUGUAAAUCGUGGUGUGCUAACAUUUGGAAUUCACUAUCAGCAUGUUUGUAGAAAUGUACUCCUUACACAUACCCGAGAGAAGAAGCGAUGGAUGAAAGCAUAUACUCUUUUGAUGGAAAGAAAGUUGAAGAUAGAAGGGCCUCCACCACCUAAGCCACGUGCUCAAAAACCUAACUGGGACUAUCAUGCCGAAGUCCAGGCAUUCAGCAGCCGCCUUAAAGAAAGUUUCUCCCCGGAGCUCCUGAAGACAGCCUUUGUGAACCCCUGUUACAUUCAGUCAGAGCAAGAGAGGAGGCAGGCACUCGGCGUGGACUCUGAAAUGGCCGCUCUGGUCCUGGGGGACAACAUUCAGCUGCACAGCCAGGGCUUGGAGUUCACCAAGAGCUUCUUGUCUGACUGGUGCAGGGCUAGCUUCCCUAGCCUGCCCAGCAUGGGAGUGGUCGCCAUUGUCGCGCACCUGACCAGUCAUCCAGUCGUGUGCCUUGUGGCGCGGAACCUUGCCAUUGAGGACCUAACUAUGAGUGCUCAAUUCCCUGUCCCUGAUGAAGUAUUGCACAGUACGUUCCUUGCUGUGAUUGGAGCACUCCAUGAGAGCAGUGGAGCUGAGCGAGCAGGACUUUUCCUUCGGGAUUUCCUGGUCACUCAGCUGGUAGGGAAAGACCUGUUUGAGAUGUGGUCGGUGGUAAACCCAAUGGGGCUGCUGGUGGAGGAGUUGUCCAAGAGGAACAUGGCCCUCCCAGAGCCUCGCCUCACCAGGUCGGCCGGCGCCGGCACUGUGCUCCCACUCUACUUUGUAGGGCUGUACAGUGAUAAGAAGCUCCUUGCCGAGGCUCCAGGGGAGACCGUUCUGGCUGCGGAGGAGGAGGCGGCACGCGUGGCCCUGAGGAAACUCUAUGGCUACACUGAGAACCGGAGACCCUGUGACUUCUCUGCAGCGGAGCAGCCUCAGGUUCCUGGCCUCCAAUCCUUCAGCAGCAGCUAAAUGACGUCACCACAAGCACUACAAUGUCUUCCAUCAGUUGAUGACAGCUCUUGACACAACAGAGGGUCAAAGUCAAGCGGUUCCCUUAGCCUAUCAGGACCAACCUCUGACAGACUCAUACCUACAAACAGGAAUUUACCCUCCAAACUAUGUGGUCUCAUUAGCCUUGCAAUUAGAGGACUGUCCUUGGGCAAAAUAUUGUUUUUUUGUGUAAUAGAUUAUUGAUCUAAAAGCAAAAUGUUUCAUGUCCAUAAUAAAUCUGUAUCCCUGAGCACAUCUCUUCAAAGAAAGUGUAUCAUACCAUCUUUGGUUUCUCCUUGUCUGCUUAUUAUUAGGUGUUAUUUAUUGAUGUAUGACAUUAGUCUGCUCUAUAAAAAACAUGGUUUA